AUGCUCCUGGCGUCCGCCCUGACUCGCGCUCGCCGCGUGCGCCAGGCCUCCCUGUACUCCGGGCUGCUCCGUGACCACGUGGAGCUGCAGCGCUCGCACCACGUGAUCGAGCUGCGCCUCAAGAUGAGCGAGUCGAAGGCGCGGUCGGCGGCCGCGCGCCUGCAGCAGCUGCAGUCGGAGGCGCAGGAGCUGCGCGAGCUCAACGAGCUGCAGGAGUUCCGCAUCCUGGAGCUGGAGGAGUCGCACGACCGAUGGUGUGCUGAUGUGGUCGGUUGGUUGUUGCGAAAUAGGUGUGAUGGUUGUGUUGUGAUGGUAUCUUUUGCUGUUCUGGAGAAGAUGAUUGAUGACAUGUGUGAUGGCAACAAUGUGCUGGUGUAUGUUUCUGUGGUUGUGGUAGGAGUUGUGGUGUCUGUUGGUUUGGUGUGGCACCGUGGCGGCGUUGAUGCUUUUGGAGGGUGUGAUUGGAAGUGUUAUGGCAACGAUAUGCCGGUGAGGUGUGGCUGGCGUGAGGUGUGGUGGUACGAGUCGGUGUGUCUGACGUGGUUGGUGGUGUGGGCGCAGCGAACCCCUCGGAGCCCGGGCGGCGGCAGCCACGACACGCGAGACGUGUGCACCGACACGGAGAACGAAGACGUGAGCGACUCAGGGGUGCUGUCGCUGCCCACCAGCGAGGACGUCGCCAGCGACAGCGACGCCGGCGGAACGCACGACAAGCUGCAAAGUCUUACCAUUCUUUUCCAGGAUUUACUAAAGAGCCAUUCGGAUUAUAGUACCCACCUCCUGCCAAAAUUAUCUAGUCGACCCCCGUUCAGCCACUUCCCGCACUUGACCGAUCUUCCAUCGCACGCGCUCCUGGAGCACGACAGGCACCUCACGGACGAGGAGAGCCUGGCGAAGCAGCUGAAGAACGCCGAGUGCCUGCAGGAGAGCGGCAUCUUCGAGGGCGACUCCGUCAGCGACUUCUGCUCGCGCGGCACGCAGACCGAAGGGGACCUCAUCCCCAGCCACGCGGAGCUCAAGGCCGAGAUCAAGAAGCUCAAACAGUAUCGCGAGUGCAUCAAGCAGCAGAAGGACGAGGGCGGCGGCGUGAGCGCGACGGAGCUGGCGGUGUGCCGCGACCAGCUGCGCCGCCUAGAGGACAAGGUGCUGGUGUAUGAGAGCAGCGGUGACGCGCAGGUGCGCCUGCUGGCCGAGCGCCUGCAGCGCGAGCUCAGCCUGGCGGCGCAGGUGGAGCAGCUGGGCGAGAAGGUGGCGCGCCUGCAGGCGGACAACGCGCGCCUGGAGGAGCAGCGCUGCGAGCUCGAGGAGGCCGAGAACGACACCAGGCUGCGCUGCCAGAAGAUGGAGCACAAGCUGCAGACGCUGAUCGACAAGAAGCUGGAGCUGCACCUGCGCCUGAAGGAGGAGCGGCGCGCGUCGGCGGCGCUGCGCGGCAAGCAGGCCGAGGGCGAGCGCUGGCGGCGCGAGGCGUCCACGCUCAAGGCGGCGCUGUCACGCUGCGAGGCGCGCAACUCGGAGCUGGAGGGCCGCGAGGCCGACCUGCGCCAGCACCUGCACCUGCUGCACACGUGCUGGCCCGCGGUGCUGCUCUGGCAGGUGUGGAGCGCGCUGUGCGCGUCGUGCGCGCCGCGCUGCCUGCAACUGCCCCCGGGCGCGCUGCCGUCGCGCUCGCCGGAGGCCGGGUGGGCGGCCGCUGCGGCCGCCGCCUCCCCCAAGCGCUCCCCGCUGCGCGCGCGAGCCAUCGAGGUCGAGAUGGCCCUGCGCCUGCCCGCGCCCUUUCUCCGGCCCUCUCGCUCGCCCUCGCCCGCGGGCUCUCCCGGAGCCGCUUGGGCGCGCGCUUGGGCUCGUCCGUCCUCCGAGGACGUGUUCGAAGCGAGGACGCGGCGUCCUCAGUGCAGAGAGCCUGAAGCUGGAGGUGCCCGCGGCGGCGACGCCUCGCGCGCCGCGCGCUGCCGUCAGCGAGCGCGCCAUCCAGACCGAGACACCUCGGCUACCUGGAGCUCAUAA
This is a messenger RNA of Gryllus bimaculatus (two-spotted cricket), 2007 nucleotides long. Lineage: Eukaryota; Metazoa; Arthropoda; Insecta; Orthoptera; Gryllidae. The record is from the annotation of a GenBank genome assembly.